CCCCAUGUCUUUGGGCAAUGUAAUUUGGCGCGAGAUUUCUCCUUCCACAGUAUGCGAGUGGGUAGCCUGUCAUUGCGUCAACUUCCCAAACGUCCAAACGCGAGCCUUCCGUGCCCAUCUGCCGCCAAAGCUCGCGUCCUCUCAGGCUCAAUGCACAAGCUCUUCCCAACAAGUCGUCGGCAUCUGAAAAAUCACUUCCCCAACCUCAGAUUCGUCGUUACCUCCGCUCGUUCCCGCCAGUACACCGAUGCCCCGAACCCCGACUCCGAGCUCGACUUCUCUGGCAACAACGAUGUGCUUGGGGAGCUGAAACCAAUCAACCCAUUUCAAGAAUGUGGAGUUGGGCCCGAAAGGAUCGAAUCUCAUUAGAACCGCAUGCCUGAAUUUCGCCCGCGACAGAUACGACGUUAUGAGGUAUUUGUCAAAGAAACAUAUUCAGGUCAUAGCAGAGUGUAGAUGCCCCAGCACAGACAGAAAAGUGGUGAACUCUGGUAAGCGCUUGAGGGCGCAUGUGGGCAUCGAUGAGGGAAAUGUUUGCAGCUCCUGCAACUUGAGGGGAAACUGUGAGAGAGCAUUUGUGAAGGCGCGUGAAGAUGAAGGAGGGCACACAGUUGAUGUUAUGCGAAUCUUGUUGACAUACGAACUUGACCCCAUAAGCGAUACUGUGGAGAAUAAACCAUGUCUGACUAGAACAGUUAAGGAAUCAGUCAGAGCACUGCUAAAGCAAAUGACAGAGUAUGGCACUGAUGUACUUGGCUCUGAUUCGUUGAAAUCCACACCAGCUGGUGAUUUAUCCUCGCAUUCAAGUUCAGAAGAGAAAGGCUACAAAGAUGUUCCAAUGAAACAAGAAGAUUGGUAUUGCCCCAAGUGCAACUUCUUAAACUUUGCUAAGAACAUCAAAUGCUUGUGAUGCGAUGCUUUUUCUCAGGAAAGACUGAAUCAACUACAGGAAGACCAAGAUCAUCUUCCGCUAAAGAAAGGAGGCUGGAUAUGUGACAAGCGAUUGCUUCUCAUGCCUUUUCUCACUUGUUCCCUGAUUUGUGGUGAGCAGAGCUCCUUGCUUAUAGAAACUGUUGCGUUUUGCAGAUGCAAUUUCUUAAAUUUUGCAAAGAAUACUAGAUGUUUGUGGUGCAAAGAGAAACCCUCGGAAAGCCAACUCAAUCCUGGGGAGUGGGAAUGUGAAUCGUGCAAUUACAUCAACUUUAGAAGGAAUAUGGUAUGCUUGAAGUGUGAUUAUAGAAGGCCUAAAGCAUCAAAUUCAAAGGGCUUGUCUCAAUGAGAGCAUGAUGCUGGAAAUCAUCAUCAAGGUCAUGGAGCCGUUGAAGAUAGAAAUUCUAUGUGGUCUCUGAGAAGAAAUAGUCAAAUGCAAGUCACAAAUAGGUGGAGAUUUGUGCAUGGAGAGAAUGGGGUCACUGAGAAACCAAAGUUAACAAACUCAUCGAACGAGGUUUCUGGAAUUCUUGAUUUUCCAAUUGCAGGAGGCAUGAGCGAUGUGUCUCGUGACACAGAAAAGAGGGAAAUGUGGAAACUGAAGAUGCUGGAAAGAAGCAGAAUGACUGCAGAGGAAAAGGCAAAUCCAGAGGAGCCACGCUCAUCCAGAAUUUAUAGGAACUCAGAAUCACCAGACUUUGAGGACGAUGAAGAAAUGGCUGAAUGGUUUGGCAGUGGGAAGACGUGAUUAUAGAUGCCUGUACAUGUAAUUGGCAAGAAUCAAAUUCAUUAUGUGAUUAUAGAUGCCUGUACAUGUAAUUGGCAAGAAUCAAAUUCAUUCGUUUCUUUGCCUCUAUAGGUUUUCCAGGAUACUGCCUCUUAUUUUCCAGUGGACAGUUAACUAUUCAUCUCGUGCAA
Molecule: messenger RNA, 1848 nt
Organism: Eucalyptus grandis
Lineage: Eukaryota; Viridiplantae; Streptophyta; Magnoliopsida; Myrtales; Myrtaceae
Product: zinc finger protein VAR3, chloroplastic-like
Exons: 5
Coding region: 410-910 (166 amino acids)
Cellular component (GO): cytoplasm
Molecular function (GO): mRNA binding
Source: RefSeq, a predicted model, not a curated record